Colletotrichum fioriniae is the source of this 1899-nucleotide messenger RNA. The record is from RefSeq and is a predicted model, not a curated record. NCBI's taxonomy places the organism in Eukaryota, Fungi, Ascomycota, Sordariomycetes, Glomerellales, Glomerellaceae.
AUGACCAUCCCGGAAGACAUCGUAUCAAAACCGGCCAGUGAGAGCCAUGGUCCGGCGCCGGUGCCUCCAAAGGCAGAUACGCAAUCUCACGAGGGCAGCGCCGAUGCCGCUGCCCUCGAGACCGAUCUGCUCAUCAUUGGCGCAGGCCCCGCCGGGGCUUCGCUGGCUUGUUUCCUCGCAUCAUACGGACUCAAGGGAAUCAUGAUCAGCGCAAGUCCCGGCACCGCAGAUACCCCGCGGGCUCAUAUCACAAACAUGGCGGCUCUGGAGUGUCUCCGAGAUAUCGGCUUGGAUAGAGAACUUCAAGCGAUUGCGACGCAAGGUCACUGCAUGCAACAUACUCGUUGGUGUUAUAGUAUGGCGGGUGAGGAGUUUGCGCGUAUCCCUUCCUGGGGAAGCGAUGCCAGAAGAAAGGGCGACUACGAGCUCGCGAGUCCCUGCGACCCCGUCGACAUACCCCAAACCGCAUUAGAACCAAUCUUGGUCCGGUACGCAGCACACCACGGCUUCAUCGUGAGAUUCAACACCAAGCUCGUGACCUGGAGCAAGGAAUCUUCUCCCGAAGGAAGGUACCUAGCCACCGUCUGGGACAUGGUUUCCAAAACCCACUACUCCAUCCGGACAAAAUACAUCUUUGGCGCAGACGGCGCUCGAAGUCUCGUCGCAAAGACACUCGAACUACCCCUGGUAGCAAAACCUGGCGGCGGCCUGGCAAUCAACGUCCUGGUCAAAGCCGACCUCUCUCAUCUGAUGGACCACCGGAAGGGUAACCUGCACUGGUUGAUGCAGCCUGGCAUCGAACAUCCAAGUUUCGGCUGGAUGGGUAUCGCGAGGAUGGUGAAGCCGUGGUUCGAGUGGAUGUUCAUCCUCUUCCCGACCAAGGACUUUGAUGCGUCGGUUGAGGUCUCUGAAGAAGCGUACAAACAACGAGUUAAAGAGUUCAUCGGCGACGAUACCAAAGUCGAUAUUCUCUCUGUCUCGAAGUGGUUCGUCAACGAUAUUGUUGCCGAAAGAUACUCAGAAGGGAACAUAUUCUGCCUCGGCGACGCAGUCCACCGCCACCCCCCAAUGAAUGGCCUUGGCUCAAACACCUGCAUCCAAGAUGCCUUCAACCUAGCCUGGAAAAUUGCCCACGUCGAAAAGGGCCGCGCCGGCACCACCCUCCUCUACACCUACAGCGUCGAGCGGCAGCCCGUAGGCCUCGGGAUCGUGGCUCGCGCCAACGAAGCCUUUCGAGACCACUAUGCCGUGUGGCAGUCCCUGGGCAUGCUGGAGAAGACGGCGGAAGAACGCAGCGCAGUGUUUGAGCAGCUCUCGCACACGACGAUACAGGGGCGAGAGAAGCGCCGCGCGUUCCGCGAGGCUAUUGGCCGGACGGCGCACGAGUUUCAUGGGCUUGGCGUUGAGAUGAACCAGCUUUAUUCCGGGCCGGCGAUCUAUGCUAGAGAUGAAGAUGGGCCGUAUGUGCCAUCAAAGCAGGAGGCUGAGGAUCCUGUUGCGUAUUACGGUCCUGACACGUAUCCUGGCCGCCGGCUACCUCAUGUCUGGCUGAAUAGGGCGGUGCCGAAGGAGCCUGUUUCGACUAUUGACCUGGCUGGCAAGGGUAGCUUUACCAUGUUUACUGGCCCAGGCGGAAGUCUUUGGCGCGAGGCAGCUGCUGCGGUCUCGUCGGAGCUGGGCUGCGAGAUCAGGGUCUAUUCCAUUGGUUUCCGCCAAGACUGGGAGGACGUUUAUUAUGAAUGGGAGCGUCUGCGAAAGGUUGGAGAGUCUGGUGUUGUUCUCGUUCGGCCGGAUCGCUUUGUGGCAUGGAGGCAGAACGAGGUAUCUGCGGACUCGGACACGUGUGUUCAGAAGCUUCUGCUGGUGAUGAAGACGGUUCUGCUCCGUGUUAACGAAUGA